Tarenaya hassleriana is the source of this 1438-nucleotide messenger RNA. RefSeq lists its product as uncharacterized. Lineage: Eukaryota; Viridiplantae; Streptophyta; Magnoliopsida; Brassicales; Cleomaceae. The transcript has a single exon. The record is from RefSeq and is a predicted model, not a curated record. Bases 54 to 1223 code for a protein of 389 amino acids.
UCCUAAAAUAAAAACUUCAGUAAAAACCGAGAGAGAGAGAGAGAGAGAGAGAGAUGGGUUGCGUUUCUUCGAAACUGGUAAAGAAGGAACUCGUAAGAGAGAUUCGCGUCAACAACGGCGGCGAUCACAUCGUCUCCCUCACUUCAACAACUUACGGUCUCCUCAAACUCGACGAAACAGUUCCGCAGUUACAGGAACCAGCCAAGGAUGUUGUCUUGGAAUCCGACAAGCCCAAGAGAUCUCCGCCGAGUGAAGAGCCAGAGAUCAUCAACACUUGGGAACUUAUGGAGGAUCUCGAAGACGCAGUGCCCGUUUCGCAUCCACAGAGGAUUAGCCCCAAAUCUCGAGGCUUUUUUGGAAAAUCAUGGAUGAGUCCGAUGAGAUCAGUGGAUAAGAUGGAUUCUCCAAAUAGAAGUAAGAGAUUUUGUGGAAAAGAGAACAGAGGAACUGCCGGAAACAGUUUGAACUCGAGAGGAUUUAGUCCGAACCAAGUUUUGAAGCCGAAGAACGUUCUAGAAACUCCGAAAAGAGGCGUUAUGAGAUUGAGUUUCCCACUGAAAUCAGAUGAACCAUCGACAGUAAUGACGCAGAGAAGGAAGAGCUUCAGCCCACUGUUCGAUCCGGAUCUCGUUGCUUCCUACGAGCGAGAGUUAAAUCAGGAGCAAGAACAGAUCAAGACAGUGAUUUCUCCCGUGCCCGAGAUUCUAAAACCUAUGAAAACGCAGGAAAUAGAGAGUAUCCUCGAGAAUUUCAAGGAGAUCUGCCCACCAGGAGGGGAAAGCUCAGUGAUCAUAUACACAACAACACUCAGAGGGAUCAGGAAGACGUUUGAGGACUGCAACACGGUCCGAGCCAUCCUCGAGUCUCAUCAGAUUCAACUGUCUGAACGCGAUGUGUCGAUGCACUCGGGGUACAAGGACGAGAUCAGGGGCAUAAUGGGAACAAAAGAGGUGAAAAUACCGGCGGUGUUCAUAAGGGGAAGGCUGAUAGGGAGAGUGGAGGAAGUGGUGAAGUUGGAGGAAGAGGGGAAAUUGGGGAUUUUGCUGGAGGGUAUGCCCUCAGCCCGGCAAGGAGGCUGCUGCCGAGGCUGCGGAGGGCUGAGGUUUGUGAUGUGUGUGGUCUGCAAUGGGAGCUGUAAAGUCAUGGAUGAAGAGAAGAAGAAGACGAUAAGGUGUUUGGAGUGUAACGAGAACGGUUUGAUUCUAUGCCCAAUUUGCCCUUGAGAGAAUGCUAUGCCAUGUAUCAAGUGAGAGGGGAAAACCAAGAAGUUGACUGGCUUUGGAUUUUUAGAAUGUGUAAUAAUAAUGAUGAUGUGGGUUGAUGAUUGAUUUAGCUUUGCUUGGUCCUUCACCUUUAAGGGGAUGGAUGCCUCUCAUGUUGUGAUGGAGCUUGUAGUAAUGUAAUUUAUCUGAUUAUUCAAUUCAUUCAUUUCCACUGA